GGCUGCGGGGGCGGCCGAGAGGGGCGGGCCGGGCCUGGCGGGGCGGCAGGGGCUGCUGAGGGGGCCUCAAGGCCUGCCGGGCGCCAUGGGCCAAGGCAGCGGAAGCGGCGGCGGCGGCGAGCCGGAGGCCAAGGCUCUCCACACCAAGAGGCUCUACCGAGCUGUGGUUGAAGCAGUGCAUCGAUUGGAUCUCAUUCUUGGAAACAAGGCAGCUUAUCAAGAAGUAUUUAAGCCGGAGAACAUCAGCCUGAGAAACAAGCUCCGCGAACUGUGUGUAAAGCUGAUGUUCCUACACCCUGUGGACUAUGGGAGGAAAGCAGAGGAACUGCUAUGGCGGAAAGUUUACUAUGAAGUCAUUCAGCUGAUCAAAACGAAUAAAAAGCACAUUCAUAGUCGGAGCACCCUGGAGUGCGCCUACCGGACUCACCUGAUUGCUGGCAUCGGGUUUUACCAGCACCUGCUUCUCUACAUCCAGUCUCACUAUCAGCUGGAGUUGCAGUGCUGCAUUGACUGGACCCACGUUACGGACCCCCUGAUAGGUUGCAAGAAGCCAGUCUCUGCAUCAGAGAAGGAGAUGGAUUGGGCUCAGAUAGCCUGCCACCGGUGUCUGGUCUACCUGGGGGAUUUAGCUCGCUAUCAGAAUGAAUUGGCAGGUGUAGACACAGAAUUGCUGGCUGAAAGGUUUUACUAUCAAGCUCUUUCCGUGGCCCCACAAAUUGGGAUGCCUUUUAACCAACUUGGGACGCUGGCUGGAAGUAAAUACUACAAUGUGGAAGCUACCUAUUGCUACUUGCGCUGCAUUCAGUCGGAAGUGUCCUUUGAAGGCGCUUACGGGAAUCUCAAGCGCCUCUACGACAAGGCAGCCAAAAUAUAUCACCAGCUGAAGAAAUGCGAGACCCGGAAGCUGUCCUCAAGCAAAAAAAGGUGCAAAGACAUUAAAAGGUUACUGGUGAGCUUCAUGUAUCUACAGAGCCUCUUUCAGCCAAAGAGUAGUUCUGCCGACUCGGAGCUGACCUCCCUCUGCCAGUCGGUCCUGGAGGAAUUGAACCUCUGCCUUUUCUACCUGCCCUCUUCACCCCACCCGAGCUCCACCACAGAGGAGGAGGAGGAGUGGGAGAACGGCUGCUCCUUCCUGCCAGACCUGCUCAUCUUCCGCAUGGUCGUCAUUUGCCUGAUGAGCGUCCACAGCCUCAAGAGGGCAGGCUCCAGACAAUACAGCGCAGCCAUUGCCUUCACCCUGGCCCUCUUUUCACAUCUGAUUAACCAUGUCAACAUCCGCCUCCAGGCCGAACUGGAAGAAGGAGAGAACCCAGUUCCAGCCUUCCAGAACGACGGCACCGAGGGCCCAGAGGGCCAGGAGAUGGCAAACUCUGUCGAGAGAGAAACGGAGGCCGACCCAGCCAGCCACCGGGCCCCGGGGGAGCCACGGCAAAACGACAGCCAAAAGGGCAAGAAGUAUUCGCGCCUGUCUUGCCUGCGCCGUCGCCGCCGGGCCCAGAAGGUGGACGAGAGCGACUUGAGCGAGGGCUUCGACUCGGAUUCCAGCCCCGAGUCCACCAAAGCCAGCGGCGCCUCGGAGACGGGCUCCGAGAAAAGCGACGAGGAAGCCGAGGCGGCCUUCGACAUGGAGACCGAUUCUGACAUGAACAGCCAGGAGUCCCGCUCGGAUCUAGAGGACAUGGAGGAAGAGGAGGAGGCUGAGGCCGAGACCGAAGGGGGCAGCGGCCAGCCUCGGGGUGUCAAGAAUGGGACCAGGGGAGCCCCAGACUUUGUGGCAAGCGAAGGGGGUCGGCUGCCGGACUCAAAGGGCCCCAGCCUCCCCAAGACUGAACCUCCGGAGCCCGUGGCCAACGGGCCAGGCUCCUUGGGCGGAAGUGAGGCCAGCAUCGCCAGCAACCUCCAGGCCAUGUCCACGCAGCUCUUCCAAACCAAGCGGUGCUUCCGGCUGGCCCCCACUUUCAGCAACGUCCUUCUCAAGCCGGGCUGUGGGCCGCCCGCCCCGAAGGAGGCAGCAGGAGAUGGCAAGCCUUGUGUAAACGGGGAUGUGGAGAGGUCGGCCGCACCUGAGCCAGACGAUGUUUCCGAGUCGGAAGAAAGCAUUUCCAGCAGCAGAUCCUGCCGGAACGAGCGCUCGCUCCAAGAGAAGCUGGAAAUUAUAAGUGGCGAAGGAUUGCUGCCCACGGUCAAGGUGUUCCUGGACUGGCUGAGAACAAACACCGACCUCAUCAUCAUGUGUGCGCAGAGUUCGCAGAGUUUAUGGAAUCGGCUUUCGGUCCUCCUGAACCUGCUUCCUUCAGCGGGAGAUCUGCAAGAUUCAGGGUUGUUUCUCUCCAGCGAAGUGAAGAGCAUGUUGUCGGGCUGCGAACUUCCCGACUUGAACACUUGCUUGCUCCUGCCAGAAGAUGUGGCCCUCCGCAACCUGCCCCCCUUGAAGAGCGCGCACAAGAGGUUUAACUUCGAGCAGGACCGGCCUGUCCUUACCGAAGUGGAGGAGUCCGUGGUUCGCAUCUGUUGCAUCCGAAGCUUUGGCCAUUUCAUCACCCGUUUGCAAGGCAGCAUCCUGCAGUACAACUCCGAAGUGGGGAUCUUCAUCAGCAUCGCGCAGUCGGAGCAGGACGGCCUGCUGCAGCAGGCCCAGGCGCAGUUCCGCAUGGCUGCCGAGGAAGCCCGACGGAACCGGCUGAUGCGUGACAUGGCCCAGCUUCGGCUGCAGCUGGAAGUGUCCCAGCUGGAAGGCAGUCUCCAGCAACCCAAGGCUCAGUGUGUGAUGUCCCCUUAUCUGGUCCCGGACACCCAGGCCCUUUGCCAGCAUCUCAGUCCCAUCAGGCAGCUGGCCGCCAGCGGCAGAUUCAUUGUCAUCAUUCCGCGGACAGUCAUUGACGGCUUAGAUUUCCUGAAGAAGGAGAAUGCAGGCGCUCGCGACAGCAUCCGAUACUUAGAAGCAGAAUUUAAAAAGGGAAACAGGUACAUUCGCUGUCAGAAAGAAGUCGGGAAAAGUUUUGAGAGGCAUAAGCUGAAGAGACAAGAUUUAGAUGCUUGGAACCUCUAUAAGAUCUUGGACAGCUGUAAGCAGCUGACCGCCUCUCAGGGAGGCAGCGAAGACGACACGGCUGGCAUGGUGACCGUCAUCACCGGCUUCCAACUUGAGGAUCCCAGCAAACUUUCUGCUCCCAUGCAGUCCGCCAUCCAAGCAGCGGCCAGCGCCAGCAUUGAGAUCCAGAACGUUGUGGAGUUUUACAAGCAGUGGAAGGAGAUGGGCUGAGCCCCUCGGGACCACCGGGUUGGUUGAAGCUCCGUCUGCCCGUCUCUGGACGCACCGCAUUGGAACGAAAGAACGUCAAACCGCAGGCGCUAACUUGGACACGAUGCAACCGCGGCGGCAACCCACCAAAAGAAAAAACCCGAGCAACCGGGAUGUGUGCGCCAAACACACAGGCGCGGGGGACGCGCACACAACACGCACGCUAACUGCCCCGCCAUCACCUCCCCUCCCCGCAGAGGAGGUGGCGCGCGUGGGGACAUCGCAGCCCCUCUGGGGGAGAGAGGCGCACCUUGGCCGCGUCCCGGAGAGACAGCGGCGGGCGGGAGGGGGUUCCGUUCUCGACGCUCGCUCGGUUUCUCGUUGUCAGAAAAGGCGCCGGCGGCUCGCCUCCCGCGCUUAACAAUGAAACAAAAUGGAAAUUCCCUUGAUUUACCCCCACCCCCGUUUCCUCACUGCAGGGAGAAACCUUCCCAAAGGGCCUGCGUGAUCCUAGCGGGAAUCAAUCAGGAUCUCCAAAGGAGGCUCUCUUGGAAACCAGCGGUGGGGAAAGGGGGCACGCUCUCCUCUUUUGUUUUUAACUUAAAUGUUCCCUCUUUUUUUGUCCCUCCUCCCUUGCUUUGUUUCUCGGGCGAAAUUGACUCGGGUUUUUUUUCGGAGGGGGGGUCCCUGCAUUCCGGAGCAGGACAGAGGGAGGCCGGGGCGCCGGUCGGACUUCGAAACCUUGGAAAGAAUGGCCAGAGUCGCAAGGGAAACGGGUUUUAGGUUUUAGGACGGGAAGCUAUUUAUUCCUUGUCCCCCUCCCCCUUUUUUUCAUUCUUUUCCUCUGAAGCUGUCGCAACCAUGCCUUCCUUCUCCGCAGCCCCGGAGCCUUUGCAUGCCGUCUUCCCUCGCCCCUUUCCUGGAUGCUGUGUGUAUGUGUGUGUGUGUGAGAAUCCCUGCAAAAGAGAAGGGCCUGCAGAACGGGAAAAAGGGGCUUUCUAGCUAAAAAAAAAUAAUAGAAAAAUUAAAAAAAAAAAAACCCCAAACCACCGAUACUAACUUUGGUUGUUGUUUUUUUUAAACCAGGGGACUGACUCGGAUGAACCUGGCCUCCUCUUUUCCCCCUCUUUCCCUGUAGAAAGUGCGAUGCAGGAGAGGACGCUGGGAUUGGCUUUGCCCCACUCGGUAUAACCGAAGCGGCAGGUAUCAGUCAGUGGUCCCUAACCAAGCGCCUGCCUUUCUUCUCUGUAAUAACCACCAGAGACGUUGUCCUUCGGGUGCGUGCGCUUAGCUUAUUCUGACCGUGUGGGGCGUGGCGGGCCUGGAAAUCCAUUUUUUUCUCCCCCAGCCUUGCCUAGACGUGGAAAAGGAAGCGUGGGGGCUUCCACUAGCCAUGCGGACAUCGGCAUCCUCAACCUGCCCCCACCCCCUUUCCGCUUCGUGCGACGGCAGAGAAAAUUUUGAUCUCGUUCUCCCACCUGCGUUGCGGCUCUGCCACGGGUAACCACGGCCUUUGGCUGCUUUCUCGGUCUCUCUCUCUCUCUUUCUCUGCUUUUCCCUCUAAUGCCUCCCCUCUCCCCCCACCCACCCAAGGCCCCUCCCAGGAGAAGGCAGCUCUUCUCAGCUCCUUCCCUUUUGGAGUGGUAGGCAGACCCACUCCAGCUUGCGGUUGCAGAAACGGUGCCCAGGAAGAGCAGCAUUCUGCCGAUGGGUCCUGCUUUUGAAUCCCGGCAACGGAAUUAGCCCUCCUGGCCCCCCACCCACCUCCCUCUGACCCAGGAAGGGAUCAAGGGGAGAAGCCCCCUCAAGCCUGCCGAGAGACUCGGAGCGGGGCUGGCCUGCGGGUUCGAAUGGGGGGGAUGGUGGAGGUCUGAGCACAUUCGGCUUCUAAGACACCUGCAGGAGAGCGAACUCUGCAACCGUCAACAUCUGUGGCACAAUUUUUGGCAUUGAUUUAACUUGGGGGUUGUGGGCUUUUUUUGGGGGUGGGAGGGAGGUGGGCGGUUGGGAUCGAAGCUCAUUCAGAAGGGACAUUUUUAAAAAAUGAAGAGCGUUAAGGGUCUCCCCCCUCCGGCAAACCGAGGCUGGCGGUCUGGUCAGGGGGUUCUCUUCAAGUGCUUCUCGGGGGGGGGGGGGAGGGAGGAAGGGAGGGGUGCAUCGGUCUGAGCCACGGCUGUCCUGUCUGUUGACACAUGUCAAGAG
Ahaetulla prasina is the source of this 5443-nucleotide messenger RNA. It is a transcript of the gene SMG5, whose product is annotated as SMG5 nonsense mediated mRNA decay factor. The coding region runs from base 86 to 3262 and encodes 1058 amino acids. The record is from RefSeq and is a predicted model, not a curated record. Gene Ontology annotation, cellular component: telomerase holoenzyme complex. NCBI's taxonomy places the organism in Eukaryota, Metazoa, Chordata, Lepidosauria, Squamata, Colubridae. Gene Ontology annotation, biological process: nuclear-transcribed mRNA catabolic process, nonsense-mediated decay. Gene Ontology annotation, molecular function: telomerase RNA binding; telomeric repeat DNA binding; protein binding. The transcript is spliced from 22 exons.